AUGACUGCCCUGCACAGCGCUCCCCUCCUCUUCUUCCUCUCCUGUGUCCUCUUCUCCAUCAUUGCCCAGGCAGCAGCCAAGGGAGUGACAGCAAGCCUGGCUGCCAAGUGGCCAGAGAGCCCUCUAUUGCUGGAGGCCAGCGAAUUUAUUGCAGAGGAAGGAAAUGACAAAUUUUGGCAGUUUUUGGGAACCGUGCAAGAGAUGACUAUUUAUAAAAACAAAGACUCUGAGUACUCCUUCUACAGUCUAAUACUAAAGAAAGCUGGCCAGUUUCUGUCAGACCUUCAGCUCACCUUGUUGAAAUUUGCUUUUUCUUUAAGGGCGUACUCUCCCACUGUACAGAUGUUCCAACAGAUUGCAGCUGAUGAGCCUCCUCCAGAAGGUUGCGGUGCGUUUGUCUCUAUCCAUGGAAGUCACACCUGCAAGGCAAGUCAGGUUAAGAAACUUUUGAAGGAUGCACUGCAGAGGCCAAGGCCCUAUUUAUAUAAAGGAGACCAUGUGUUCCCUACACUUAAUUAAGACUGCUCCAGUAGUCAUUCUGUAUGCUGAAGUAGGCACAAAAGAGUUUGCCACAUUUCAUAAAACAUUGACCGAAAAGGCAGAAAGUGGGGAAUAAUCUAUGUACUGCGACAUUACAUACAGAUGCCAAGUUCAAAGAAAAUUAACCUAUCUGGCUAUGGUGUAGAACUUGCUAUUAAAGACACAGAGUAUAAGGCAAUGGAUGAUACUCAAGCUGCAGUCACUAAUUCUACUACAAGUUCAUAUGACGGAAUCGAUGCAGACGUUCAAGGGUUUUAUUUUGACAAGUUAAUACAAAUGUAUCCUGAUUUGAAAAAUAAUUUGGUGGAGUUUCGAAAACAUCUGAUUGAAAGCACUAAUGAGAUGUUGCCUUUGAAAGUCUGGGAGCUGCAAGAUUUGAGUUUUCAAGCUGCCUCCAAAAUUUCCUCCACUCCACCUUAUGAAGCUUUAAAAGUUUUGCGUGAUAUGUGCCAGAACUUUCCUAUCAAAGCAAGGUCACUGACCAGAAUUGCAAUAAACCAGGAGAUGAGAAAAGAAAUUGAAGAAAAUCAGAAGCAUCUAGGACACAUAUGGGAUCCAGCCUGGGGAUGCAAGUCUCUAUAUAAAUGGCCUUCAGAUUGACCUAGAUGUUCAUAAUUCAUUCAGUAUCUUAGAUAUUUUGAAAAAUGAAGCAAAAGCUCUACAUGGCCUGUCGGUUUUGGGAAUAAAA
Molecule: messenger RNA, 1228 nt
Organism: Staurois parvus
Lineage: Eukaryota; Metazoa; Chordata; Amphibia; Anura; Ranidae
Source: the annotation of a GenBank genome assembly